AUGUCUUCAGCAACAUGGCGAAGGAUCUCUGAUCCUGUGAGGUUCAUGUUCAAAACUUAUCUUGCUGCUGGGAAACAAUAUGAAACAUAUUCCAAUCCAGAUGUGAAGGCUGCCUUACUAAAAGGUACCAAACUAUACCAACAGUAUCAGCAGUAUAAACUUUUAAGAGAAAAUUCAAUUGAUAUGAGUGUAUUUCUGCCUAUUGAAGUUAAAGCUUUAGGUCCUGUUUUAGCCGAAAAACUUGAUUUGGGUGAUUUGGACGAACGUGAUAUUGAUUCUAUGUGGAAAGAAGAUGUGGCCCGAGAUUUGAAGGGCAUUUCAUUUGAUAAUAUUUUAGAAUCUCCCAUAUAUUCAGAAGCAUUGAAAUCUCCUCGUAACAUAACUGAUCUUCAAGCAAGGGUUUUAGGAGUAUUUGCAGCAUCUUGUCUGCCACAUUUAUCCGUGCCUAUGAAAUUACAACCGGCAAUCUCUUCAUUUAAAUGGUAUCUUCGACUCCUAGCAAAUACUCCUGUGGUACUUAUAUUGAAAAUACGGCGAAGGUUAUUUUCUGAUGAUUCUUUGGGUCUGAUUGAUUUAUUAGGAUUGGAAUUUGAAAAAUCCCUUGAUGAUGUAAGAGCUACAUUAAAACCAGAAACUUUACAUGAUCCAGAUUUUGGUAUUCGAAAUUAUCAUUUCACUCAUUUAUCAAGUUCUGAUUUAUUAGCAUUAGCCAUAAGAUCCCAACCUGCAUUUCUUGAUGCCAAUGAUAAUUUUGAACAGAUUCUCAAAACUAUUGAUUGGAAUCAAUUCAACUCAUUACCUGAUUCCUUCUGUGAUACAAUUGUCUCAAGAAAUAUUUCAUUCCUUCAAAUGCCUGAUGGGAUUGUUAUUCCUACUCCAGAAAUUGGUGAAUUGAAAAGAAAUAUACCUUUGACAGCUACUUUAGGUGCAACAGAUUUAAUACCUGAAGAUUUACCAUAUGAUUUGGAAUAUGAUGAUCUUUACCUUUUAACUAUAGAGAAUGCUGGACUCAACCACAAUUUGGAGCCGCUACUUGAUGCUGUAGGAACCUCACCCUUUGAAGUUAUUGGUGCAAGAGUAAUGUUGGGCAAUGAAGAAAUCAAUAAUUUUUUCAAAGAAGCCACUGAGUCUCAUAGCCAUAAAGAUAAUACUCUUAUUACAUAUGAUGAUUUGAUAUUAAUGGCUCAAAAAGCCCGACUGGAAGCAUCUGGACCUCCUUCUGCUGCACAUUCCCUUUUCACAAAGCUUGGACAAUGGAACCAAGCCAAAGUUACAAUGGGUCCUCAUAAGAAUUGCAUUUAUCUUGGACCAUCAUCUUAA
Lizanozyma spartinae is the source of this 1320-nucleotide messenger RNA. RefSeq lists its product as uncharacterized. Bases 1 to 1320 code for a protein of 439 amino acids. The transcript has a single exon. The record is from RefSeq and is a predicted model, not a curated record. Lineage: Eukaryota; Fungi; Ascomycota; Pichiomycetes; Serinales; Debaryomycetaceae.